ACAAGAAUCAUUAAGUGCGGCUUAGUCGAUCUCUUCAUACAGACACAGAUAUAUUCACCGGCAGCCGUCUGUGUCAGUAGCAGGAACUUUCAAGACGGACACAGACACGCAGUUAUAUAUAUAUCUACCUACAUAUAUUUAUAAAGAAAGAACUGUAGUCGUCUUAAGAAAAAAAUUAAAAAGCCGGAAUAAAUUUUGUGAUGCCUUCAGAUGCCAAAAAGAGACGAGAUGCACAAAAGAAGGCAGCGGCCAAUAAGUCUAGCAAUAAAAAGAAGACUCAGAAUGGUCCAUCGAAAGAGACUGUCAACAAAGCUGUUGAUGGCAUUACCAAGCAGUUAGAUGAGCUUGAACUCAUCUCUCAGCAUCGCUCCUGUACUGGAGUUCUUGCUUCCCAUCCAGACAGCCGUGAUCUUCACAUCGACAAUCUGUCCAUCACAUUCCAUGGAGCAGAGUUACUGAGUGACACAAAGCUUGAACUCAAUGUUGGUCGACGUUAUGGUAUAAUUGGUUUAAAUGGCUGUGGUAAAACCUCUUUGCUGUCAGCUAUCCAGCUGCGAGAGUUUCCAAUUCCCAAACACAUCGACACCUUUCUGUUGUGUCGCGAGAUGCCGCCCAGUGACAAGUCCGCUCUCCAGUGUGUCAUUGAGGUUGACACAGAACGUCUGAGAUUAGAGAAAGAAGCAGAAACUUUGGCAGCUGCGGAUGACUUAGAAUCUCAUGACCGCCUACUGGAUGUGUAUGAGCGACUCGACUACAUGGAUGCUGACAAAGCCGAUGCUCGAGCUGGCUAUAUUUUACAUGGUCUUGGUUUCACCAAAGAGAUGCAAAGCAAAAAAGUGAAGGACUUCUCUGGAGGAUGGCGUAUGAGAAUUGCUCUUGCUAGAGCUUUAUACAUCAAGCCAGCCUUGCUGAUGUUGGAUGAGCCUACGAAUCAUCUGGAUUUGGAUGCUUGUGUCUGGCUGGAGGAAGAACUCCGCAACUACAAGAGAAUAUUGGUCAUAAUUUCCCACUCGCAGGAUUUCCUCAAUGGUGUUUGUACCAAUAUUAUUCACAUGCAUCUUCGCAAACUGAUUUACUAUGGUGGCAAUUUUGAUGCUUAUAUACAGACAAGGAAUGAAGUUGAAGAAAACCAGAUGAAGAAAUAUAAAUGGGAACAAGACCAGAUAGCUCAUAUGAAGAACUACAUAGCUCGUUUUGGUCAUGGCAGUGCCAAGUUAGCUCGGCAAGCUCAGAGCAAGGAAAAAACGUUGAAGAAGAUGGUGGACAGUGGCUUAACAGAAAAAGUAAUUUCUGAUAAAACAUUGACAUUCUUUUUUCCAUCAUGUGGAACUUUGCCACCUCCUAUUGUCAUGGUGCAACAUGUCUACUUCCGCUAUGCACCAGAUAAGCCUUUUAUCUAUAAAAAUUUGGAUUUUGGUAUUGAUCUUGACACCAGAGUUGCCUUGGUCGGACCGAACGGAGCUGGGAAAUCAACGUUGUUAAAACUGUUAUGUGGUGAGCUUGUACCAAGUGAGGGAUUGAUUCGGCGCCAUUCCCACUUAAAGAUUGGUCGUUAUCACCAGCAUCUAAGAGAAAUAUUAGACCUUGAGAUGAGCGCUUUGGAUUGGAUGAUGAAGUGUUACCCAGACAUUCGUGAAAAGGAGGAAAUGAGGAAAAUAAUUGGUCGUUAUGGAUUGUCAGGCCAACAACAGGUUUGUCCAAUAAAGAAUCUUUCUGAUGGUCAAAGAUGUCGUGUUAUCUUCUCCUGGUUGGCUUGGCAAAGUCCUCAUAUGCUCCUGUUAGACGAACCUACCAAUCAUUUAGAUAUUGAAACUAUUGAUGCCCUCGCAGAAGCCAUUAAUGACUUUGACGGCGGAAUGGUUCUUGUGAGUCACGAUUUCAGACUCAUUUCUCAGGUCGCCCAGGAAAUUUGGGUUUGUCAGAACCAGACAAUAACAAAAUGGGACAAAGACAUUUUCUCUUACAAGGAAUAUUUGGCCAAGAAUGUCCAAGAAAAGAUGGCCAAUUUGGAUAAAUAACCAAAACUUCGUUUUAGGAAGUCUUCAAUUUUUUAUUACUUUUUUUUAUUGUUAUUUAGGCUGGACAGAAAAAAAAAACCUUUUAAAAGAUUGCCAUACUUCUCCAGUGGUCAUUUCAUGCACAAACUUUUGCAUACAUAUGCACAUACACAUGCAUAUAUGCCUACAUGCAAGUGCAUGUAUAUACUCAUGCAUAUUCAUGAGUAUAGUCAUGCAUAUUCAUGAGUACAUGAACAUCUGUAAGCAUAUGCAUACAUAUGUAAACAUCCACACGAGUACAUAUGCAUGUGUUCACCUACAUCUGUAAACAUACAUGCACACAGGUGCUUACAUAUGAAUAUAUAAGCAUAGGCAUAUUUCUGUCGACAUAAAUACACGUGCUUACAUGUGCAUAUGUAAGCAUACAUGCAUGCACACACAUUUGCAUACAUUCGAGUAAACAUGUAUAUAUAUUUAUACGCACCCAAGCAUCUAUGGAUCUAUGUACUAGUGCAUUAAUGUGCACACUUUGUAUUUGCAUGCAAAUGUGAUGAAGAGUUGCAAGUGUUCAGUGCAUGUUUGUUGUUGUUAUGCAAGAUUGGUGCAACAACAUCACAGCAAUGACAUGUUUUAAUAAAACUAUUGUUGAUAUUUUAGUUAGAAUUUAAACCGAGUAAAAGACUGUUGGAAAAAAAAAACAAACAACAAUUCUCAUUAUGUCCUUCACUCUC
Molecule: messenger RNA, 2728 nt
Organism: Octopus sinensis (East Asian common octopus)
Lineage: Eukaryota; Metazoa; Mollusca; Cephalopoda; Octopoda; Octopodidae
Product: ATP-binding cassette sub-family F member 2
Exons: 15
Coding region: 201-2018 (605 amino acids)
Molecular function (GO): ATP binding; ATP hydrolysis activity
Source: RefSeq, a predicted model, not a curated record